AUGGUGUCACGUGGAUUCUCCCCUACUGUUGUGAGCUACGGAAUUUUGAUGCAGUGCUGCUGCAGCCAAGCUGAUUCUGUUGGUGCACGCAAGCUAUUUGAUGAAAUGCGCCACCGCAAAAUUGAACUAACUGUUGUGGUUUACACUAUUAUGAUCCGUGUUCUUUGCAACAAGGGUCGAAUGGGAGAUGCCGAGGGCGUCUUCCAUUUGAUGAGGGAAUUCGGAGUGGCGCCUAAUUUGUACACUUAUAAGACUCUCAUGGAUGGUUAUGGCAAGGUAGCUAAUGUGAUCCUGGUUUUUGAGUUGUAUGCUGAAAUGCUCUGGCAUGGAUUGCACCCUAAUGUUGUCACAUUUACUACUAUGAUAGAUAUUCUGUGCAAGGUGGUGAAAUUUGGAAUUUUGGUGGCUGGCAGCAGUAGAGAAAGACGAAGGAUGAGGGAGAGCCUGAGGGAGCCGGAGAGUGCUGUCUGCCGUCAAGGAAGUCGCCUAUCGUCGCUCGAAGUCGUUCAUUCAUCGCCGUCGCAGGGUCGCCAUUGCAACAAAGCCAAAGCCGAGCAGCAAUCCCAUCCAGUCUGUCGUCGAGCAGCAAUCCAUUUGCCGAGCAGCAGUCUGUCGUCGGGCAGCAAUCUAGUGGCCGAGCAAGUCGCCAGUGGCCGAGCAGUCCAACUCGAGCAGCACUCCAGUCAUCGAGCCCUCUCCUGCAAAAAGCAACUGAACAAUGUCUUCUUCGGAGAAAUUUCACCAACCGGGGAAGAUUAUGAUGAGUCUGGUGUAGAUUCAGAUUAA
Messenger RNA from Arachis stenosperma, 786 nucleotides. RefSeq names its product pentatricopeptide repeat-containing protein At5g61400-like. Gene Ontology annotation, molecular function: protein binding. The record is from RefSeq and is a predicted model, not a curated record. The coding region runs from base 1 to 786 and encodes 261 amino acids. NCBI's taxonomy places the organism in Eukaryota, Viridiplantae, Streptophyta, Magnoliopsida, Fabales, Fabaceae. The transcript has 3 exons.